Messenger RNA from Suillus clintonianus, 2125 nucleotides. Its product is annotated as FAD binding domain-containing protein. Gene Ontology annotation, molecular function: FAD binding. The transcript has 13 exons. Bases 144 to 1796 code for a protein of 550 amino acids. NCBI's taxonomy places the organism in Eukaryota, Fungi, Basidiomycota, Agaricomycetes, Boletales, Suillaceae. The record is from RefSeq and is a predicted model, not a curated record.
CCCUCGCAUUGCUGGCAUGAGGAACUGUCCGAUCGGACGUGAGGUUAACAAGGGAUGUCGAAGACGUCAUUUUUGGCAGAAGCUCUGAGAUAUAUAAAAUCAGAAACCUCAGGAAGUGACUUAUUAACUCCCGUGUGGGCACUAUGAAUCACACCCAUCCUCCUGUGCUAAUCGUAGGCGCCGGCCCAGCGGGUCUGGUAGCAGCAUUGACGCUCCUUCAAAAUGGCAUCCCAGUGCGCAUCAUCGAGCAAGACUCCAAGCCUCGCAUCGGACAGCGCGGUCCCGGAAUAUUUCCACGUUCCCUCGAACUCUUCAAUUUCCUGGGUGUUCCAGAUGUCAAUGAUAUGGGGAAACCAUUCCCUUGUAUCCGUGAGUACAAGUUCGGGGUGGCGGAACAUACGCACAAGGAAUUGGAUAUCCCGCGUACACAAAAUACCCCAUCGAUACCAUUCAACGUCCCUAAGUUGAUGGGUCAGCAACUCUUGGAUGUUAUUCUGCGACGCCAUCUGGACAAACUGUCGUGCUCUGUCGAGUUCGGAACCGAGCUGCGCUCGUUCACGCAAUCCGAUGAGGGAGUUGCCGCUGUUCUCGCAAAGAAACAAGGUGACGAUGAAAUAUUAGAGAUAUUUGAUGCCAAGUGGAUGAUCGGUGCCGAUGGUGGCAAAAGUACAGUACGGAAACAACUUGGUGUCAUGUUCCCGGGAGAAUCUAUGGCUGGGUUUCGGGUCGUCACCGGAGAUAUUUGUUUAGCAGGCCCUGGUCUUGAUAGAACGUAUUGGCACCGAUUUGGAGAUUUGAAUGACAAAUGCGUCUCCUUGCGACCAACAGACGAAGUUGGAGAGGAUGGCUGGCACUUUUUUAUCUUGGGACGUGACAUAGACAUGACAAAGCUCGCGCAAAACGAAGAACUUAUUUUCGAGACCAUCGCAUUGCUGAUUCCUAUGGAAAUUACGUUCAACAAGAUAGUUUGCGCGUCCGAAUACCGGGCUAAUGUCCGCAUGGUGGAUAAGUUUAGCGAUGGGCGAGUCUUUCUUGCGGGCGACGCUGCCCAUGUCCACAGUCCAACCGGUGGUCAGGGACUCAAUUCAAGUGUGCAAGAUGCCUUCAAUCUGUCUUGGAAACUUGCUCUCGUUGAAAAAGGACUUGCCGACAAGACGCUUCUCGAGACAUACAAUGAAGAGCGUCUCCCUGUCAUUACCGAGAUGCUCGAGGUGACCACCUCGAUCCUAAAGCGUGCAAUGACGGCAGGAGGCAAGGACGCCUGGCGUACUACUCUCCUUUACAUGCUCGGCAUUCAUUGCCGCUUCAGCAGCAUCGUCCUCGACGAGUUUUCCACGUCAGUCGAGGGGAAACCUAUCAACAUCUACAGGAUACUUGACGAGAUGGAGCUUGAGGCUGGGGACAGAGCCCCUGAUGCACCCAAGCUACUCCAUGUCCAGCCUGGAGAAUCUGACUUAAUGACGCUUUUCAGUCUUUACAGACCCUGGCGUCACACAGUCGUUGUUUUUGUGCCAAGUCCCACAGAUGCUACUCCAAUCUUGGCCGCACUAGAGCCAUAUGACAAACAUAUUGUGCAGUCAGCAGUCAUCCUACCCUCAUCAGCACCAGCAACACCCGUCGCAUCUCCUGCCGACUUCGUUCUUCUUGAUCAGGGCGACCAUGCUUUUUCCGCUUACCUCGUCGAAGCUACUCAAACCAGAGUCUUUGUGAUACGGCCAGAUGGUGUGAUUGGCGCAAUUGUUCAUGGUGCAGAGGGGGUGAAGAAAUAUUUCUCCAGAAUCUUCCAUGAUAUAUAGAAUGACUCGAGUCCAUCCAUUCCUUGUUCAAUUGCAACUCAUGUAUCUUCUUCAGUGACGCACACUCGACAAGCAAAUCACGCAAAUAUAUUCAAAUAGUCAUUUGUAUCCGCACCCGUCUUCCUGAUUAUAUCAAGGCUCCCUCCAGCACUCAGAGGAUGUGUCCCCAGUAGUUCCGUCCAAGUCAGGACAAAUGAGCGAUCUAUACCAACCUCUGGCCUUGAAGCUGGCCGUCGUCAUACUGCUGGGAAUACGAAGUCCCUUCCUUAGCAGCCGAUAACGACGAAAGGCCAAUGCGCCACAGUAAAGAAUCUACUAAAGAUAAGUCG